Molecule: messenger RNA, 1722 nt
Organism: Oryzias melastigma (Indian medaka)
Lineage: Eukaryota; Metazoa; Chordata; Actinopteri; Beloniformes; Adrianichthyidae
Gene: foxi1
Product: forkhead box i1
Exons: 2
Coding region: 371-1489 (372 amino acids)
Biological process (GO): regulation of transcription by RNA polymerase II; cell differentiation; anatomical structure morphogenesis
Molecular function (GO): RNA polymerase II cis-regulatory region sequence-specific DNA binding; DNA-binding transcription factor activity, RNA polymerase II-specific
Source: RefSeq, a predicted model, not a curated record
ACCCGUGGUGCUCAUCCGCAAAUACACCCAGUUUUUGAGCUUUUGCGCGUUUUUUGUUUGUUUGUAAUCAUCUCAUUCUGUGCGUAAUUACGCGCAGAUGUUGCCCAAAAUCCAUGAAGUAUCCAAUUGAAUUUUCUCUUUUUAGGAGCAGUAUCAGUUCUCAUUGAUGGGAUUGGAUGUGUGGAACUUCAGCACAGCGCGCACAAGAGGGGUGUGACCAUCCCAAAAGUUUUUUUUCGUUCAGAGGACUACCUGGAGAGGCUCCGGGCGCUGCGCAUAAAUAGUCCCCCUCCUGAGCUCGACCUCAGUCCUGAGGGAGAGACACUGCAGAGACGACAGUAAGUUUGAGUUGACCGACUUUCAGUGGAUUAUGAACGCGUUUGGACACCAACCUUCCACCCAGCAGAGCAGCCCCAUUCAGCACAGCGCGCAGGAGAUUCUGGACAUGGCGGUGUACUGCGACAACUACGGCGUCUACCAGCAGAAUCUCCACCACCACCAUCACCCCCAGAGGCCGCCGCCUCACCCACCCAGCUACGGCCUCGGAGAGUACACCUCUCAGUCCACGAACCCGUACCUGUGGCUGAACGGACCGGGCAUCAACUCCUCUCCGUACCUCCCCGCGAACAACGGCGCGUCCUACCUCCAGUCUGGAUACGGGUCCAACCAGAGGCAGUUCUUGCCGCCUCCCACGGGGUUCGGGGGAGCAGAUCUGGGCUGGUUGUCCAUAUCCAGCCAGCAGGAGCUCUUCAAGAUGGUCAGACCUCCGUAUUCCUACUCUGCUCUCAUAGCCAUGGCCAUCCAGAACUCUCAGGACAAGAAGCUGACGCUCAGCCAGAUCUAUCAAUACGUUGCUGACAACUUUCCUUUCUAUAAGAAGAGUAAAGCUGGAUGGCAGAAUUCAAUUCGCCACAACUUGUCACUGAAUGACUGCUUUAAAAAAGUGGCGCGUGAUGAGGAUGAUCCAGGUAAGGGGAACUACUGGACGCUUGACCCCAACUGUGAGAAGAUGUUCGACAACGGGAAUUUCAGAAGGAAGAGGAAGAGGAGAGCGGAUGCUAGCGGCUCAGAGAGCGGCUCUCCGUGCGUCAAAUCCGAGGACAACGCGCACAAACUCUCCGACACCGCCAGCCUGCUCAGCUCCUCCCCGCCCAGCCUGCACGGAUCCCCGGCCUCCACGGAGACCAAAACCCCCCCACCAGCCUCCGGGGACAGCAGCCCGUGCUUCAGCAACUUCGUGUCCACCGUGAGCUCGCUGCUGGCGGGGAGCGGGGCCAGCGAGAGCCCGCAGGGCUGCGGCGCCGCGCACCCCGCGGGGCUGGCGCAGACGCGGGAGGGCAUGUCCGGACUGGGCUCCUACUCCCCCACGUUCGUGUCUCCCCUGAACUCUGACAACGGCAGAAUGAGCUAUUAUCCAUCAAUGCAGAGCCUCUCCAACCACUUCAGUGUGAAUAACCUCAUAUACAGCCGGGAGGGCACAGAGGUUUAGACUUUUUGUUCCUUUUUACGCAGCAUCGUCCUCACCACAAUGUGCCUUUACCUUCAAUGUGUUUAUAUGUAAAUAAUUUGAUUUUUUUUUUGUUGAAGCUGCUCGUUUUGGAGCUAUCUUUGUCUCAAAAGUGAACCCUCUUGUGUACAGAAAUUAUUUUCAUAAGAGAAACCAUGUAUUUUAUUUAAACUCACGUGCAUGUUUGAAUAAAAGUUGUUUAUUUUGACAGCAAA